AUGGCGAUUGAAGAACAGUUCAUCUUACUUUCGCUUGGCCUCGUCACGAUUGCCGUACGGGUCGCCCUACGGUGGCAGCAGGUCGGGCCCUCUGGCUGGCAGUUGGAUGACUACCUGAUGCCGCUGACAGGGCUGCUCUGGGGGGUGAACAUUGGUUUGAGGCGACGUCUCACGCUCAUGCUCUUGUUCAGCGGCGCCAUUUUUGUUAUCAUGGCCGGCACAAUACGAGCCGUUGUGAUUAUGACAUCCGGUCCAGAAGGCGCUCUUGCAGGCAGCUCAUGGGCAUGUCGUGAGACCUUCGUUGCCAUUAUCGUAUCGAACCUGCCAAUCCUGCAGCCGCUGAUGCGCAGAGGCGCAAACAAAAUUGGGCUGAGCGGGCUGUUUAGUAGAUCGUCACCGACCCGUGGCGAAAGUUACCAACUAAACAAUGACGACAACGGGGCCAGCGGAAGCAUGUUCGACACAAGGCAGAAACAACACGGCUCGCGUCGUCAUCCCCUGUCCAACUCGCAGACGACAGCAUGGGGUAGUGAGGAACGUAUUAUGGGCGCGGGCAUACCUAGGGAGAGCGCAACAAACAAAGACGGCGGGAUCGUUGUUGCGCAAGAGAUUUCCGUUGAGUCGGAACGCAUGUCUGCUGCAGAUUCGAGUACAGCCGACCCGGCGCACAACGACUGGGGAUUCAAGACUUUGGCGAGAAAUGAACACGGGCGGUGA
Ilyonectria robusta is the source of this 717-nucleotide messenger RNA. RefSeq lists its product as uncharacterized. The transcript has 3 exons. The record is from RefSeq and is a predicted model, not a curated record. Lineage: Eukaryota; Fungi; Ascomycota; Sordariomycetes; Hypocreales; Nectriaceae. The coding region runs from base 1 to 717 and encodes 238 amino acids.